Molecule: messenger RNA, 525 nt
Organism: Ilex paraguariensis (yerba mate)
Lineage: Eukaryota; Viridiplantae; Streptophyta; Magnoliopsida; Aquifoliales; Aquifoliaceae
Source: the annotation of a GenBank genome assembly
UUUCUGCUUCGAAUUCUUCUUCAGUCCAUUAGAUUACUUUCCUCGUUGAUUUCAAAGCCUAGAGAACCAAAAAUGGAGGAAGCUCAGAAAGAGAACGGAAGCUCAGCGACGACGGUGGAGGAGAGAGAGGAAGAGCCUAUUGUCGGGCCUGGUCCGGCCCCUCGCGCUCGUACCAAGCGCCCUCUCCAAUUCGAGCGAGCCUAUCUCGAUGCUCUUCCCUCGGCCAACAUGUAUGAGAAGAGUUACAUGCAUCGAGAUGUUGUCACACAUGUUGCUGUGUCAGCAGCAGAUUUUUUCAUAACCGGGAGCACCGACGGUCACUUGAAAUUCUGGAAGAAAAAGGCCCUUGGUAUUGAAUUUGCGAAGCAUUUUAGAUCACAUCUUGGAGCAAUUGAAGGGUUGGCUUCUUUCAUUUUUUUUUUAAUUCUGACUAUGCAUGGAAGAUAUGGCUUGUGUAAUAAAGUGGUUUCGGAUCUGCUUCAAGCCAAAGGCCUCAGAUCCGCAUUGGAUUUGCUUCAAAAAUAG